Molecule: messenger RNA, 1053 nt
Organism: Cordyceps militaris CM01
Lineage: Eukaryota; Fungi; Ascomycota; Sordariomycetes; Hypocreales; Cordycipitaceae
Product: UPF0041 domain protein
Exons: 3
Coding region: 1-1053 (350 amino acids)
Biological process (GO): pyruvate import into mitochondria
Cellular component (GO): mitochondrial inner membrane
Molecular function (GO): pyruvate transmembrane transporter activity
Source: RefSeq, a predicted model, not a curated record
AUGCUAGCGCCGGUGUCGCUGGGGCGGUUUAUCGGGCGCUCCACCCCCGAAUUGUCCCUCUGCCACUCAACGGAAAUCCAGCCCGUGCAACCCGUCGAAGCUUUUCUGUUUCGUCUGAACAAAAGUGAGAAGCAGAACCCAUCGUCUGUUCGAUAUAGAAUAUACACGUACGUACAAUUCCACGAUCCCACAUCCCUUUCCCCUUCACUCCUCCUUCCAUCAAGGGCCAAGUCGGAAAGCUUUGCGCAUUGCGGAAAGCUAGGAAACCAAGGACCCCCAUUCAACGAUCCCUCGAACCAGCGAAACCGUCGCGACGACAGCGACGACCAUCAUCCAAUUCCACCAUCGUCUUCCUCCUCGUUGUUCCACGCAGCUUCCUCUCCUCACCGCGCCCCAAUAACAAUCACACGCGACCAAACCAACCCGCUCCCCCCCCCAACGAAAACCAACAAACUAACCCCUUCCCCCCCGUUGUCCAGCAUGGCCUCGACGAGCACCAUCCUCCGCGCCGCCCGGCCCAUGUUCCGCCCGGCUACUUUUGCCUCGCCCGCUCGGCAGGCUUUCGCCCGCGCGACACAGCAGCAGCAGCAGCAGCAGCAGGUGAUGCGCUUCCGCUUCCAGAACCGUCGGUGGCAGAGCUCCGAAGCCGGCGCCGGCGCCGGCUCCCAGUCCCAGCAGCAGAGCUGGUUCAAGCGCAUGUGGGAGAGCGAGAUUGGCAUCAAGACGGUGCACUUUUGGGCUCCUGUGAUGAAGUGGGCGCUCGUCAUUGCUGGCAUCUCCGACUUUGCCCGUCCCGUCGAAAAGCUAUCCUUUACGCAAAACUUUGCCCUGACUUGCACGGGUCUCAUCUGGACGCGCUGGUGCUUGAUUAUCAAGCCCAAGAACUACCUCCUCGCCGCUGUCAACUUCUUCCUCGGCCUCGUCGGCAUCGUCCAGGUCAGCCGCAUCCUGCUCGCCCGCAACGCCGGCGCCGAGGUUGCCGAGGCGGUCGAGGACGUCAAGGAGGAGGCCAAGGAGAUCAAGGCCCAGAUCAAGGACCAGGUCAAGGCGUAA